Molecule: messenger RNA, 2338 nt
Organism: Halichondria panicea
Lineage: Eukaryota; Metazoa; Porifera; Demospongiae; Suberitida; Halichondriidae
Product: CWF19-like protein 1
Biological process (GO): mRNA splicing, via spliceosome
Cellular component (GO): post-mRNA release spliceosomal complex
Molecular function (GO): RNA lariat debranching enzyme activator activity
Source: RefSeq, a predicted model, not a curated record
AUGCAGGACGGACUGGACCUGAGUGCAGUGGGGGCAAAGCCUCUGAGUAAACUGGCCAUGUGUCUCAAGCCACGCUACCAUUUUGCAGCUCUACACCAAACCUUCUAUGAGAGAAUACCGUACAGGAAUCACAAAAUCCUCCAAUGCAAGCCACAUCAUGUGACACGGUUCUUAGCUUUGGCUCAAGUGGGAAAUCCAGACAAGAAGAAAAGAUACCUGUAUGCAUUCUCUGUCACACCCAUGAGCUCCAUGGACGAGAAAGAGCUGACUCAGCAACCACCCACUGCCACCAACUGUCCCUACACUGAACUAGUUAAAUCUUUAAUUGGUAAGGAAAACGUCAGGGAGUCUCAAGAGGAGGCUGGGCCUAACUUUUUUUUUGACCAGAGGGCUCUUGAUUCCGCUCAUCGCAAACAGAAGAGACAACAGGAUGGAGCACCCCCUGCAAAGAGACGACCCCCGCCCCAGCCCAGGGGGCCAUGCUGGUUCUGUCUGGGGGGUAAGGAGGUGGAGAAACAUCUCGUAGUCUCCAUCGGAGAUCAUACGUACCUGGCUUUAUCCAAGGGUGGGAUGGUACCAGAGCAUGUGCUGGUCCUACCCAUCGGUCACUAUGCAGCCUCCACUGACGCACCACUAGAGGUUUUGGAGGAGCUUGGAAAGUUUAAGAGUGCUCUGAGGAAGUACUUCAACAGCAAAGAUCAGUCGUGUGUCAUCUUCGAGAGAAACUACAAAUCACAGCAUCUUCAACUACAGGUUAUUCCAGUGAUGACCAAGAUUCCAUCUGAUGCUCUGAGACAAGCCUUCAUAGAUUAUGGGCGGAGUAUGGGGGUGUAGCUUGAGACUGUGCCCAGGGAAACACCACCCUCAGAGGUAACACACACACAUCAUAGCUGUACCAUGUUCUACGUACCAUUCUCUAAGCCUUUUAUAGCCUCGAUUCCAGGCCGAUUAAAAUACGGCCUGGUACCUAUUGCAUGGUGAUAGUGCGCAUGCGCUAGUUUAUUCACCAGAAUCCUUUCUCUCAUCUAUUUUCUAUCUAUGUACAUCAGCUUAGUAUUGCGUUGUUUCAGAAGGCUUUCACACUAGUCUAAAGUCAGAAGAGGCUCUCAUCUACCUCUAUGACGGUUGUAUGGUCAGGAUGUCUUACCUUAGAUCUGUACAGUCUAUGGGAAGUGUAUGGUGCCUCUUGACUGCUACUUGCGAAGACAACCCAGCUAUAGGACCAUCCUAGACUUACAUGUAGAUGAGAGCCUUAAAAUUAGUGUUCAAGCCUUCUAGACCAAUGCAAUAGAUACAUAAGCCACAGCUUCACAGAACUCAGUCAUGGAGAUAAAGUAUUACGGAACAUUAUUAUUCUUAGUAAACAGUAUAAUUUACGUUCGUAGUACGAUUACCCAUAUUCUGAGUAAUUUGAAGCGCAUGCGCACUAUCACUCCUACAAUAGGUAUGUACCAGGCCGUAUUUUAAUGCGGCCUGGAAUCGAGGCUAAACCUAAGUGAUCGAUACUUCUCUUUGCCAAAAUCUGUUGGUUUUGCUACACCCACACACACACACACACAAUCCCCCGCAUACAUACACACACACCCCUCCUUACUCCCACCACCCACCCACCCACACCCACACACACACACACACACUCACACACACACACACACACAGCUUGCGUUCACUGGUGUCCCAUACUUCCUGGCAGAGUUUGAUGAUGGGGGAAAUGUGUUCACAAGACCAUUUUCUCACCAACUCACGCAGACAAACAACCAGAUCACUGAAUAUAGGUUAUAGUAUGUUUCUACUACUGUGAGCUCAUGAGGUAAACAGCACUCUCAAGUGAGUAGGUAAGAACAUGUCCGUGAGUCUCGUCACACCGACAAUGCACACCUCUAACGUUUCUAUUGCAUACUCAGCAAAUGUCUCUUCCACAAAUCUCUCAUCAUACCUAUCGAGUGAACACACAAACUGUUCUAGUUCCUGGAACAAUACGUACGGACGUUUCUCUCUCCAAUUUGGAAGGGAGUUGUUGGCUGAUCCUCUCGUUCUGAAUCUGCCCAAUUGGAUCAACUGGAAGUCGUGUGUGGCAACAAAGGACGAGGAGACGAAAGCUGCUCUAGAAAUGAAGAAGAACUUUGAACCAUAUUAUUUUUAUUUCACAUGCAACUGACAACGAUGAUUAAUUUCUUUAUUUUCACUUUUACUUUUGUAUAAUUGACGUUUUGUGUAUUAGCUAGUUGUCCAAUAAUAAUUAUGGUUGGCCAUAAUUAUUAUAAUUAUAGUUAUAGGAGUGCAGAUCAAUAUCAGUGGGCAAUUAUUUUCCUUGUCCCAAUGUUGUAUUAGAAUGCUG